GCUAGGACCUUAUAUCAUGGCAAUCUUAGCAAUAGAGACCUCUGAGACCACUCGUAGGCCAUAAUUGUGCUUUACUCAGAGGGAUUAUCAAAAGCCACCAUAUCAUGAUUAGGUCUUUAGUAGCCAACCGUCUUUCUGUAGGUCCAGAGUAUCAAGAAACAACCUCUAUCAGAGACAUGGCUAGACGUGAGCGACUUAAAUGCACGACGAUGGAUGACCAGGCCAAAACUGCUGCAAGGGACGCCGUCUGUUCUGCUGGCAACAUCCGGCGGGACUUGGCAUUAUGCUGCAGCAUGCAAACUGUCAGCAAUCACCUCAAAAACAGGAUUUCUGCAGAUUCGCUUGGCCACAUCCACUCAAUUUGUCAGAUCCCAGUCCCAUUGGUAAUGCUUGGGAAGCCAUGUACAGAGACUUCCCCCAGUCAUAUUCGCAAUCGUAAUAUCGUCAUUACCCAAGCAGUUACGGCUGGGAGCGAUUGCGCUCUGCAGACGACCCAGUGAAUGGCGACGUUUGUGUUCCAUUCCACGUAGACUUGCAAACGUUCGCCAAGCUGGUGGCGGUAACAUGAAAUUUUAAAAG
This is a messenger RNA of Penaeus monodon (black tiger shrimp), 579 nucleotides long. RefSeq lists its product as uncharacterized. The transcript has 2 exons. Lineage: Eukaryota; Metazoa; Arthropoda; Malacostraca; Decapoda; Penaeidae. The record is from RefSeq and is a predicted model, not a curated record. The coding region runs from base 105 to 500 and encodes 131 amino acids.